GCAGGCUUUUCAAUUCAAAAGUUAAAUUACACUCGGUCUCUAACGGGAGCUCCCAGAGCAGUACGAUUGAACACAAAAUACCAGGGCCAAGAAGCAACCUAUGUCGAAUAUCCGUCUGGUCGUGAACGAGCGCGACACCCUAGUUUACAAUGGUCGAGGCUACGUGGAUGACAAUUACUGGGUCCCCAACGAUGAUAAGCAGCAGAAUCAACUUGAUAUUGCACACCAUCUGUACGGUUUGACGCUUGGCGGCAAAUUGUGCCUCGCGCCAAUUAAGAAUCCCAAAAAGGUCCUCGAUAUUGGGGCUGGCACGGGAAUCUGGGCGAUGGACUUUGCAGUUCAGUACCCCUCAGCACACGUAAUCGGGUUUGACCUUUCACCCAUAGGCCAGGUACGGGCUAUACCCAAUGUGCGGUUUGAAGUAAAGGAUGCGUGUAGUCCGGACUGGGGCUACGAGCAGAGCAGCUUUGACUUUAUCCACGCCCGCGGAAUGAAUGGCUGUGUUUCGGACUGGGUAGCUUUCCAUCAACAAACCUUCGCCUGUCUCGCUCCUGGUGGCUGGUAUCAACAGAUCGAAAUGUCCGUGACCCCUACGUCAGAUGAUGACUCUGUUACGAUAGGCAGCAUCUUUGAUAGGUGGGGUGAGACCUUACUCGAAGUUGGUGACAGGCGUGGAAGGGAUUUUCGAACCCAUGGCCAGAUCAAAGGCUAUCUCGAGGCCGUUGGUUUCGAGGAUGUCGUCGAGGUUAUUUAUAAGCUCCCCAUUGGACCUUGGAGCGAGGACCCGCGUAUAAGAGAUAUUGGGCGGUGGAAUUUGGUACAGUGGAAGGAGGGCAUUGAGGGCUGGUCGCUGGCUUUGUUGACUAGAGUGCUCCGAUGGUCUUACACGGAUGUACAAGCGUACCUCGACAAGAUGCGCGAGGGCUUGGGAGAUCCUACAAUCCACGCCUAUCAUUUCAUGCAUGUUGUGUACGGGCGGAAGCCCUUGUGUUGACCAGACAGCUGAAAUAAGAUAUUCAAGACAAAUCAACAUCUAUGUUAACAGAGGAUGUUCGGCAUUUUGUUAUUGCGGUACUGUUAUUUCAAGCUAGUAACACCAUGCACCGCCUUCC
Amorphotheca resinae ATCC 22711 is the source of this 1112-nucleotide messenger RNA. RefSeq lists its product as hypothetical. The coding region runs from base 101 to 994 and encodes 297 amino acids. NCBI's taxonomy places the organism in Eukaryota, Fungi, Ascomycota, Leotiomycetes, Helotiales, Amorphothecaceae. Gene Ontology annotation, molecular function: methyltransferase activity. The record is from RefSeq and is a predicted model, not a curated record. The transcript is spliced from 4 exons.